Molecule: messenger RNA, 594 nt
Organism: Lottia gigantea (owl limpet)
Lineage: Eukaryota; Metazoa; Mollusca; Gastropoda; Lottiidae
Exons: 5
Coding region: 1-594 (197 amino acids)
Source: RefSeq, a predicted model, not a curated record
AUGGAUGUGGUAUUAAUUUUAUUAAUACAGAUUGUAUACAGUCUAGCUACCACUGAUAAGGGUCCGAGUAAAACUGAAAGUAAGAAAGAUGAAGGUUUGACAGUAGAAACGGAAGUUUUAGGUCCGUUACGAGUAUGGCAUUUGGUAUUCAUCGUGGGUACAGUUCUUAUUAUUGUUAUGGUAAUUGUUUGUUGUUGUUUUGAUUUCCGAAUGCCAAGAACUCGUCAAGAAAUAGAAGAGAGUUAUAAAAAACGUCUAGUCAAUGCUAAAUAUCUGGAUUAUUUAGAGAAGCUUCCAGAAGGUGUUCCAAAGAACAACAUUCCAGCCAAACAUGAUCAUAAGCAAUUGAAACAAUCCAGACCUACAAGAACAUCUACGGUCAACGCAGCGGAAAGACAGACAGACAGUAAUGGUAGACGUAAGAGAGGUCGUACAAAAAUUGACGAAACUGCUAUUGAGGAACAGCAAGGUAUGAUGAAAGCUAUUUCGAACAAGCGUCAUUUAGGAGAGAGUAAAACAAGACCAAGUACAGCAGCCAUGAAUAGAGCCAUGUCUUCUUUACCUCGAAACACAACAGAAAACAUCCGAUAUUGA